AUGGAGCGUAGACGUAGAUGGAUGUAUGAGAUAACAAGGCAUUCUGAAGAGUUUGAUAAUGGAUUGACUGAAUUUAUGAAAGUUGCUGAAGAGAAUCGGAAGAAAAAUUGUAGAGAAAAAAUUUGUUGUCCUUGUAAAAGUUGUCAAAUUUUAAAUUGGUUUUGUGAUGCUAUACAAGAACGCAAAAAUUGUUACUUGUUGGUACCCCAUGUAGUUACUAGAGAAGUUAUUUGUGCACAAGGGGUCUUAUGGACGGGGUCAGACAUGUUACAUGGGUCACGAAUGUUGGAUGGGUAUGCUAAGGUGCAAUUGGACACUGUUGAUAAGGACUAUACUUCUCUUGAUCUACCGGUGCCUAGUGAUGAACAUUUUAAACUUGCGGAUGCUAUUGGCAGCUUCAUUCAGUGGCCCAAAUCACGAAUCAAGCCAUGUGGUCAACCAUCUUCAACACCCGACCAAAGAGAUGUUAGAUCUUCUUCCUCUAAAAAUUCUACUUCAAGAAUACCAGCAACUAGGACUUGUGGUGAUGCAUCGCCAUCUUCUGCUCCAUCGCCGACAUAUGAUCUUGAAAAUCACGAUUUAGAGCUGCAUAGCUAUAGUACUAGAAUCAUGAGGAGGCCGGAGUUUAUUCAAGCGUACUAUCUGAGUUUGAUGAGCAGAAGUAACCCUGGACUCACGAUGUCUCGUGAGAUUCGGGUUGAGACUUUUUCAUCACUUUCCCCUGUGUCUAUAGAUGUCACUCCCAUGGAGGUUAUGACUUUGCUUACAAGACAAGAACUUGAGAUGACUAUUUUAGCACUCUUUGUAUCGGCUUUACAUAACAGUAUUGAUACAGACUUAGAGCGAAAUGGAUGUGCUUUCUUAAACCCUUUUUCAGUUAAUGGUUCAAUGUGUCAAUGGCAGCCGAUGACUAACCGGUUAACACUUUCUUACAUUAGCAGGGGUCACUGGUCGCUUUUUAUAUUGCGUCCUAAUGAAUUAACCGGGUACAUUCUAGACUCCAUAGGUAAAGGAAAGACCGAAGACCACUAUCGGUUACCAAGCUUUGUAAAAAAGCUUUUUAAAGGUUUUCGUUGGAUCUUUCCCAAGGUCCAACAACAACAGUCUAAUUGGGAAUGCGGAUAUUACGUGAUGAAUUGGCUAUAUGAUUUUGUAAAGUAUCAACAAUAUUCUUUCCCGGCUUAUAUACCUUGGAAUGAUACAAGAUCAUACGAGCUCUCACAACUAGAUGACAUGGUUAAAUUUUGGACAAAAGCAAUUCCGGUUCCAAAGGACUAA
Erigeron canadensis is the source of this 1278-nucleotide messenger RNA. RefSeq lists its product as uncharacterized. The record is from RefSeq and is a predicted model, not a curated record. The transcript is spliced from 9 exons. Lineage: Eukaryota; Viridiplantae; Streptophyta; Magnoliopsida; Asterales; Asteraceae. Bases 1 to 1278 code for a protein of 425 amino acids.